This is a messenger RNA of Oikopleura dioica, 600 nucleotides long. Lineage: Eukaryota; Metazoa; Chordata; Appendicularia; Copelata; Oikopleuridae. The record is from the annotation of a GenBank genome assembly.
AUGAACGGUAGUUGGGCUGGAAUCCAAUCGCGAUACGGACCUGCUCAUUCCGACCGAAUGGCAUCGAAAGUGACGGAUGCGUUUCAAGACGGCGGCGAGCCAUCGAUGGACGUCAUCAAUACCAUCAUCGCUUCUUAUGCGGCGUCGACCUGCGGCGAGUCCGAAGCUGGAUGCGCUGCUGAUGACUCAAACACGAACCCGAUUCUGUCACGUUCCCAUGGGUCGCAAAUGAUUCCUCCUCGACAUUCGACUCCGAUCAAGAGCCACGUCAAGGAUCACAGAAGAGAGCAAGAGCAGCAAAUGAGCGAGUUUGUCCAUCCACUUGCCAUGAAAAUCCAAAAAGAAGAAAACACGACCGACGACAACCACUCCAACGCCGCCACGGAUCAGUCUGACAACAGAAGUGAAGGCGGCGAGUCCUAUCGCGAAAUCACCAGUGGCAUUCUUCACUCGAUCUCCGUCGUAACCAAAAAAUUGAAUUGGGCGACCCAGCAGCUGGAAGAGACUUCAUCCCUCGAGGCUUCGCUCAACGCGGUGAAGCUCAUCUCAGAAUGCGCCAAUUCCAUCGCCAAUUUGAAGAAAGCACGCUCGACCAAAUGA